ACACGAACUCGCAGUACUAGGUAAUGUUUGUGCAUAUCGGCUCGUCAGCCAGCAGAAGAAAUAGCUGGCAGGCUGCAACGCAUCGAGAAAAAUAUUUCCAUUCAAUCGCAAUCAAAUAAGGAAGUGAACGGGAGUAUCAAAAUAGUGCGGAAAAGUCGAAAAUCAGUGCGUAAAUCGUUGAAAAGUGCACGAUUUGUGGAGUUUACUUGCGGUGGAUUCGGUUUUAGUGAAAAUUGACGUGGAAAAUUUGACGUACGAGCAGUAAAUCGCAAAAGUUUCUGGGGACCCAAAUCGGUGGAAGGGAAAUAUUUUUGUGACAGAUUUGUAGUGAAAGGUGCUCCGCUUGCUGGCUGCAUUUCUCCAAUAUUAGUGGACGUGGUGCCGUCCGUCCUUCCUUUGGCAACAAAGAGUGUCAUCUCGCCCAGGGGUGUGGGGGAUCGUUCGUAAAGAAGAGCAGAACUAAAUUUAGAUCAAAACGUAGUCGUGCUCAAGUUGUUCUAUAGAGUGUGAAAACCAUAAUAAUUGUGACUCACCGUCAGUCCCUACAAGGCCCCUUAGCGGAACGACAACGUUCCGCUACAUAGACAGGUUUGCUUCGGAGCUGGCUGUCCAGUGUUUCGAUUGCAUCAUGGAUAUUACGCUGAUAGUCAAAGCCUCGAACCAGCAGUUCGACGACCAGACGAUCAAGUGCCAACCGUCCUGGACGAUUCGGCGCCUCAAGGGACACCUGACGGAGGUGUACCCGGGGAAACCCAGUACCGACGAGCAGAAACUUAUCUACUCCGGACAGUUGCUCAGCGACAGCGUCGUACUAAAGGACAUUCUCCGACACUACGAUGGCCAGAAGGCACACACCGUACACUUAGUAUUCACACCCAAAAACAACCGUCACAGGGACUUCAGCUCAGGUGCCACGACGAACGCUUCUGGCUCAACCAUGGCGCCGAAAUCCAACAAUGAGCCAGCAGGUGCCACAUCAACCGCAGCGACCGGUUCCAGAGUGGAAUCGACGCGGUCUCCCGAAACGGGCACGAGCAGUGGUAGUUCAUUCGGGGCGGACGGCUUACGACAAAGGAAUGUGACCGGCAGCCAAACUAUGAACACAGUAACGCAGACAACGGUGGCCACAAACCCAAUCCCACCGGCUUCGGCGGACUACAUCAUGGGCCAACACCUGGCCAUGCAGAACUGGAUGCAGCAGGCCUAUAUGCAGUAUCUUAAUCAGUACAUGAAUGUGAUAUCCAACGGGCAAACUCCUCAAGCGCUGUACGCCAAUGCGCCCACCAAUGCAGCCAACCUCAUCAUACCUCAGUCUAGUCCUCAAACAAAUGUCGCUCAACCGGCGCAGCAGCCAAGUCCCAAUCCGGUUCUGGCACAAACCCUACCCAACCUGGCCUACUAUCCGUACCUGUCCACAAUGAGCUCGUCGCCGAUGCCAUCGGCCAGCAGCAUUCCAGCUCCGAUCACGUCCAGUGGCCCGAUUCCAACUGGCCCAUCGCCAGCAACCGGCAGCGUCCCGCCCGGUCCAUCUAGUCAACCAACAAUCCCAAGUCCGGUGCCGUCACCGGCCAGUUCCCCUGCGGCAGGUACAUCCGGUGCUAGUGCUAGUGCGUCUUCAAGUGCACCUACGGCGACGGCGACUACGGCCACGGCGGCUGCUGGAGUGCAGCAAGAAGGAACAGCACAAGCAGCUCCAGCGGCUGCCCCAGUCGCAGCUGGUGCUGCUGCGGCCGCUCCAGCCCGGAGGUUCCCUAACAUCGUUGUCGAAGAGCAGGAAAAUCGCGACUGGUUGGACAUUAUCUUCAGCAUGUGCCGCGUGGGGAUUCUCAUUACCGUCGUGUAUCUGUACUCGUCGCCGACGCGAUGCAUGGCGGUGUUUUUCGUUGGGGUCAUGCUGUAUCUUUACCAAAGAGGCUUUUUCCGCAACGACAGGGCCGAUCGAAUGGAAUUCGCUCGGCGAUUAGUGGUCCAGCAAAUCAACAUGGCCCAUAUGAUGCGACAGAGGGCCGAGAUGCGAGCACGAGUUGCUCCUGCUGCUGUUCCGGCUGUCGCUGCCGCCGCCGAGGCUGCUGCCAAUGCACAAGCACAAUCACCGGCUGGUCCUGGUGCCCCAUCAACCACAGCCACAACGGCAGCGCAAAACGACGAAGCCGAUGGAUCAAAAACGACGGAUGCCAGUUCCUCCUCGGCGCUCCCUGAACAGGACUCCACUGCGGGAGAGGAAUCCACAGUCGAAGAAAUGGCAACCGAUCUAUCGAACUCCACGCCCGAGGCCAAUCGCAUGAACAUAAACGACGUGGCCGCCUUCCUCCGGACCAUGGUGCUGUCGUUUAUCACGUCGAUUAUUCCGGAUACGCCCGCCGCCUAGACGGCGCCAGCGCUCAUCUAUGUCUUAAACACCAUCACAUUUGGUAACGUUACUGGUUGGUAGAUCUAUCGAAAUCUGUGAAUAGCGCUAUUGUUGUAGGAAAGGUAUUUACGAUCUAUAUUAGGGAUCAUCGAUUAAUUUGCGAUGCGGUAACAAAGUGGCGAGGUAUCAAAUCGAAAUUUAUUGUAAAUAUCAUCUUCAGAUUGGCAUCCUUUUAGUUGGCCUAGAAAAUUUCACAUAAGCUAAAUUAUAGAGUUGCAUUUUUAUUUUACAUUGUAUUUAGUUUACGUUUAUUCUGCAUCUAGACGUACCAAGAGGUGAAAUUCGUCAAAUGUGGCUACUUUUCAUGUGUCCACCACGAACAGGCGACAGUGUUUUUAAGUAUCGAAACCCAGAGUCAGGUUUAUGUUGAUUCCCAUAAAACAAUAUUUACUACAAUUCGGCUCUGGAUAAAUAUCAUGUUUGGAUGCUGUGAAACGAGUUCAGUUCAAUAACUACAGCUUCAGAAGUAAUUGUCUUGAAUCUAAUGUCCACAUCCAAUGAAAUUUAUUCAGAGAGCGAGCAGCAGAAUCGUAGCUGAUUUGAAGUCCCCUAGAGUUUAUAACCGACAUGCAACUGCUUUUAUCACAACUUUAUGCGCAUAAUUUUCAGGUGCUGCAAAGAUUACGGAUCAUUCGAUCAAGUGUAAAACACCUUUCGCACUGCUGGAAGGCUUUGGAAACAAUAGAUUGACGACGCAUUCGAUUAUAGCAA
Aedes aegypti (yellow fever mosquito) is the source of this 3121-nucleotide messenger RNA. It is a transcript of the gene Herp, whose product is annotated as homocysteine-responsive endoplasmic reticulum-resident ubiquitin-like domain member 2 protein. Gene Ontology annotation, molecular function: protein binding. Gene Ontology annotation, biological process: endoplasmic reticulum unfolded protein response. The record is from RefSeq and is a predicted model, not a curated record. Lineage: Eukaryota; Metazoa; Arthropoda; Insecta; Diptera; Culicidae. The coding region runs from base 629 to 2368 and encodes 579 amino acids. The transcript is spliced from 4 exons.